CGGGGAGAACCCUUUCUUGGCGCCCCUCUGUGCCCAGCCGGGGGGACUUUCCGAUACCAGCCCCUGAGCCGAAGCCUGCAGCAUUGGCCAUAAUAUUCUGCUGGAAUCUGGUGGGUGCUGUACACACAGAGAGACAUACUGUCCCUGCCUUGAAAAGCUUCCUCAUCCAAUCAAAAAAUAGAAGCAACAACAUGUGACUUGUGUGCUCUAAGAGCAGAUGACAGCGCUGUGAGUGAGCACAAGGAGGUGAAUAUUUCUCCGCAGACCCCAGGGGUCAAGUGCAAGUAGCAGCCUGAAAUGUCACCCAAAAAGUCCAAGGGGAAUGUGGCCAAGACCCUGGAGAAGAAGAAGCCCAAGAACAAGCGUAAGUCAGAGAAGCCAAAGCGCAGCCCCCCGGAGGAGGAGACCCUGGUCUACCAGCCGCUGCCCAAGGGUGACAGGCCCAACCUGUGCUCCGAGUGUGGGAAGAGCUUCCUGCACAGCUCGGAUCUGGUGAACCACCAGCGCAUCCACACGGGUGAUAAGCCUUUCAUCUGCACUGACUGUGGCAAGAGCUUCCGGCAGAGCUCCACACUCAUCACCCACCAGCGCAUCCACACCGGCGAGACCCCCUACGAGUGCAGCUACUGCGGGAAGAGCUUCCGCGUCAGCUCCAACUUUGUGCGGCACCAGCGCAUCCACACGGGCGAGAAGCCCUACAAGUGCCCCAUCUGCGGGAAGAGCUUCACAGACAAGUCAACCCUGACACAGCACCAGCGCACCCACACCGGCGAGAAGCCCUACAAAUGCGCUGACUGUGGGAAGAGCUUCAGCCGCAGCUCCCACCGCAAGCGGCACCUGCGUAACCCACCCGCCAAAGGCCGGAGCAAGUGCUCCCACCGGAGCGGGGAGGCCACCGUGGCCAAGGCCAAGGAGAUCAAGGUAAAAAAGCGGACGCCAACCAUCGAGGUUCCCAACACAUGUGCUGAGUGCUGGCAGAGCUUCAGCCAGAACUCGGACCUGGUCAAACACAUGCGGAUCCACACAGGAGAGAAACCCUUCAAAUGCACUCACUGCGGGAAGCGCUUCAGCGUCAGCUCCAACCUGACCCGGCACCAGCGCAUCCACACCGGGGAGAAACCCUACAAGUGCCCUGACUGUGGGAAGAGCUUCACUGACAAAUCCACCCUGACCCAGCACCAGCGCAUCCAUACGGGCGAGAAGCCCUACAUCUGCAUCUACUGCGGGAAGAGCUUCAGCCGCAGCUCCCACCACAAGAGACACGAGAGAACCCACUCCGGCGAGAACCCUGACACCUUCCUGCCUUUGUGGCACUACCCCAGUCAGAACUUCUAGAGUCGCUGACCCCUCUGACAGGGCCUCCAGAGACAGGGGUGGGGUGGGGAGGGCUGUAUGAUUGGCUGGGUUAUGGGGACAGGAGAGUGUCAGGAGGACAGCUGGCUCACAGGAUAACUGAUUGUUGAGGACCCUGGGACAUGGAAAUUUAGUGGCUUAAGAAAGAGGUGUAUGUGUGUAUCUGUGAUUGUGUGUGUUGUGUGUAUGUGCUUCAUGUGUGCUUUAUAGAAUCAUAACAAUGUAGGGUUAGAAGGGAUCUCAAGAGGCCAUCUAGUAUAUCUCCCUGUGCUGAAGCCUAGACCAUUCCUGAUAGGUGUUUGUCUGACCUCUUCUUUAAAACCUCCAGUGACGGGAAAUCCACAGUCUCUUAGUAACCUCUUCCAGUGCUGAACUAGCCUUAUAGUUACAAAGUUUUUCCUAAUAUCUGACCUAAAUCUCCAUUGCUGCAAACAGCCUAUUCUUAUCCCACCAGCAGUGGGCAUGGAGAACAAUGGAUGGCCUUCCUCUUUAAACAGCCAUUAAAAUAUUUGAAGACUUUUAUCAGGUCCCCCCUUGGUCUACUGAUCUCUGGGUUAAACAUGCCAGUUCUUGCAACCUAUCUUCACAGGCCAAGUUUCUAAGCCUCUUACCACUUGUUGCUCUCCUCUCAACUCUCUCCAAUCUGAUCCCCUCUUUUUCAAAGUGUGGUACCCCAAACUGGACACAGUAUUCCAGCUGAGGCCUCACCAGUGCUGAAUAGAGCAGGACAAACACCCCGUGUCUUUCGUAUGAUGCUCCUGUUAAUACGUCCCAGAGUGAAAUUUCCCUUUUUUUCAACUGCAUCUUAUUCAAUUUGUGAUCCAGCAUGAGCCCCAGACCCUUUCUUGCUGUAUGGUUGCCUAGACAGUUAUUCCUCAUUUUGUCUUUGUGCAUUUCAUUUUUUUAUUUCCUAAGUGUAGUUCUUGAAUUUCAUCUUAUUGAUUUUGGACCAAUUCUCUAAUUUGUCAAGGUCAUUAUGAAGUCUAAUCCUGUCCUCCGUAGUGCUUGCAACCCCUCCCAGCUUGGUGUCAUCCAGAGAUUUUAGAUUUUAUAAGUCAUCAUACAAGUCAUUAACAGAAACAUUGAAUAGUACUGGACUGAGGACAGACCUGUGGGACUCCGCUGGAUACAUAUUCCUAGUCUGAUAUCAGAUCAUUGAUAACUACUCUUUGAAUACGGUCUUUUAACCAGUUGUGCACUCACUUUGUAGUAAUUUCAUCUAGACCCCAUUUUCCUAGUUUGCUUAUGAGAAUGUCAUGUGGCAAUGUGUCAAAAGCUUUGCUAGUCAAGAUUUAUUAUGUCUACUUCCUCCCCCAGCCACUAGGCCAGUAACCCAAUCAAAAAGGGAAAUUAGGUUGGGGUUUGGCAUGAUUUAUUGUUGACAAAUCCAUGCUGGCUGUCACUUAUAAUCCUAUUAGCCUUUAGGUGUUUACAAAUUGUUUGUUUAAUUAUUUGCUCCAUAUCUUUCUGGAUUUUGAAGUUAGACUGGUUAGUCUGUAAUUUCCUUCCCCCCUUUUUAAAGAUAAGUGCUAUGUUCACCCUUCUCCAGUCCUCUGGGAUCUCACCCAUCCUCCAUGAGUUCUCAAAGAUAAUUCUAAGGGUUCAGAGAUUGCUUCAGCUUGUUCCUUAAAUUACUUCAGCUAUUUCCUUAAGUACCUUAGGGUGAUUUUCACCAGGCCCUUGCAACUUGAAUACUUCAUCUAUCUUAUCUAAAUAUUCUUUAACCCAUUUUCCCUAUUCUGGCUUGUCUUCCUUCCCCCUUGUUAACGUUAACAGUGUUAAUCACCUGGUCACAGUCCACCAUUUUAGUGAAGAUUGACACAAAAAUGGCCUUAAACACUUCAGCCUUUUAUGUGUCAUCCAUUAUUGCUCUUUUUUCCCCAUUGAAUACUGGACCUGCACUUUCUACCUUCUUACUCUUCUUAUGUAUUUACAGACCCUCAUCUUAUUGCCCUUUAUGUCUUUUGCUAGGUGUAACUCAUUUUAUGUCUUAGCCUUUCUGAUUUUGUCCCUACAUGCUUGUGCUAUUCUUUUGUACUAAUCCAUAUCAAUUUGUCCUUGUUUCUACUUUUUGUACCAUUCCUUUUUGAUUUUCAGGUUAUUAAAGAACUCCUGAUGCAGCUAUAUUGGUAUGUUACUAUUCUACCUAGAGGUUGCUGUUGAGUCUUUAAUAUUUUCUCUUUUAGAAACUGCCUCUAUAACUCCUUUUUCCCUUAGAUUUCCUUCCAAUUCCUAUCAAUUCUCUGAGUUAUUGAAAUUUGCUUUUUUAAAGUGCAUUGUCUGUAUUCUGUUGCUCUCACUCCUUCCUGCCUUUAGAAUCACAAAAUCUGUCAUGCUCACUUUCACACAAGUUGCUGAACUUCAGAUUCUAACCAGUUCCUCCCUGAACAUAAAGACAUAAGACUGGCCAUAUCAGGUCAGGCCAGUUGUCCAUCUAGCCCAGUAUUUUGUCUUCUGACAGUGGCCUGUGCCAGAUGCUUCAGAGGGAAUGAACAGAACAGAGCAGUUUUCGAGGGAUCCACCCCCUGUCACCUAGCCACAGCAUCUAGCAGUUAGGUUUCUGGGGUUUCUGUCCCUGCCCAUCUUGGUUAAUAGUCAUUGAUGGACCUAUCCUCCAGGAACUUAUCUAGUUCUUUAUU
Molecule: messenger RNA, 3992 nt
Organism: Mauremys reevesii (Reeves's turtle)
Lineage: Eukaryota; Metazoa; Chordata; Testudines; Geoemydidae
Product: zinc finger protein 501-like
Exons: 3
Coding region: 298-1335 (345 amino acids)
Biological process (GO): regulation of transcription by RNA polymerase II
Molecular function (GO): DNA-binding transcription factor activity, RNA polymerase II-specific; RNA polymerase II cis-regulatory region sequence-specific DNA binding
Source: RefSeq, a predicted model, not a curated record